Molecule: messenger RNA, 2814 nt
Organism: Portunus trituberculatus (swimming crab)
Lineage: Eukaryota; Metazoa; Arthropoda; Malacostraca; Decapoda; Portunidae
Exons: 7
Coding region: 405-1313 (302 amino acids)
Source: RefSeq, a predicted model, not a curated record
UGAGCAGCCGUUCAGUGUGCCAUUGGCCUCCAUCCCACACAGUGUGGUUCCGCUCCACUUUCACCCGGUGCCAUUCGCUGCUCCUCCUCUCCCUGCCCCCCCCCAAACUUUGGACUUGUGUUCACAUCCACGCCUUCCCGCCGCUCAAUAUUGCUCUCCCUUCAGGGACACGUUUUCAGAUUGUGGAUCAUAGUCUGUUUGUGAUGGAAACCGACUUUGUAAAGGAAAAAGAAGAAAAAGUAUAACAGUUCGUUUGUGAGAUCGUGGCGAAGACUCAUUCAUCUAAUAGGAUCCCAGCGCCGUUGCUGUUGUCUUCAGUUAUUGCCCGAUCACAUUAUUGCGUUAGUUUUUUUGAUUAGGGUAUUACCGACCAGUGUUGUAUUGUUGCUCGCUUGUGUCGAUUAAUGCCGAACACAUUAUGUUAUAAUAGCUUUGUGUUUUCCCUGUUCACUUGGACAUCAGUUUCGCUCCACUACCAGGUCAAGAUGCAGAGUGCUUACAUCGGCGCCGUCCUCAUAUUCCAAUGUGCCACAGGGGCCGCACGGGACCUGCUGCGCUCAGUGGACGUACCCCACUAUUCAUUCGCGGGCGGAAAGGCAACACUCAGCUGUUCCUACGACCUGAGCGCCACCCGUCUCUACUCUCUCAAGUGGUACCAUAACGGCACUGAGUUCUACCGUUACGUGCCCACGGAGCGCGAGCAGCCCAUCAACAUACAACCGUCGCACAAGUUUACGGUCAACGAGCUGUUCCGCAAUGAUCAGCGAGUGACGCUUUCCCUAAGCCAGCUCACUGUCUCCGCCUCCGGUCAGUACCGGUGUGAGGUGAUUGCCGAACACCCGAGCUUCAGGACUGAAGCUGCCAAGGCCACUAUGGUCGUCCUCAAGGAGCGUCUGGCCCCGCCGGUGCUGGUAGGAGGGCGGGAGAUCUAUGAGCCCACAGAACGGAUCAAGAUCGGAUGUCAGCUGCGGCAGCCCUUCAGCGGCGAGCACAAGCCCUCGCUGCAGUGGUUCCUGGAGAGCUCCAAGGUGGGGUCGGAGUGGGUGUCGCCUUACGGGAGUUCGCAAGAACAAGGCUACUACGGUCUCUCCCUCCACGUGCCAGGAGAGCAGGUGGCUGAAGCCGGCGGCAGUCUGGAAGCCGAAUGUCGCCUUACUCUUGGAGAACACAGCCUCAGCGCCUACAAGACUCUGCGUGUGCGGGUUCGCAUGAUAUCUUACGUGGACAACUACCACUCUGCAGGCUCGAAGGUGACUUACUCUGCCCUCCUUUGCUACAUGGUGACCACCUCACUCUUCCUGAUGAUGGUGUAGUGUGUGCAGAGCCUUAGCAGUGUCCUGUGGUGCUGUCACGGUCCCUUCACAACAAUGUCGAGGUCAGCAGGUAUUCCCGUUUAGUGGCGGCUGACUGAUCCCGACUACCCAAUGCCUUCCUGUUGGUGGUGCAGUGUCUUUGGAACUCUGAUAGUGACUGGCAGUGUCUGACAACUGUUUCCUCACUAAGGGUGAUGUCCAGCGCGAUGGAGUCGACCCUUUUAUGUGGUGCAUAUUGGCGGCGGCGCCUCUCCGCCUGGUGCAAGGUGUGGCCACUCACAGAAUUCUGGUCUGUGGUGGAGUGUGCAGUUAGCGUUCUUGUCGUGUUACAUGUGUAGAGUUGGGGCCAAGUAGAGUAAACCACACUCUCUAUCUAUUACCUUAGGAUACAUUAGAAAUAAGAAAACCCUACAAAUAGGACCGGUUAACACAUUUGUAGGAAACUUAGAUUUUGCUGUGAAUUUAUAAGAUACUAUAUGCUACUUGCCUUAUAUGUUUACUAUAAAUGUUGAAGAGCAGAGAUAUUCUAUCAUGUUCAAUAUUAUUUUCUUAUUUCUCUAUAGGACAUACAAUCGCGUACAAAUACACUUAAUCUAUCUGUCGCUCGCGCGUGUUGGCGUCGACGGCCUGAAAAGUCACCACUGGACCACCACGCGAUGAUCAGCCAUGGCGAGGAGGGACCGACCAUGGCCAAGACCACCGUCACCGUUAUUUCGGCGCGCCAAGCAAUAAUGCCGACAGAAAGAAAAGUAAAGACUGAUAAGCCAUGGAUGGAAAACCAGAAAUUUCCUUACAGCCCAACACCGCGUGGAGAAGGAUACACACAGCUAGUAUGUGAGAAUGUAGGGACCUUCCAGAAGUAAGAACUAUGUAGGGAGAAAAAAAACAAUGACAGGGAGCCCUUCUCAUGGAACUCCCAGUCCUGAUAUAUCUCCGCGCCAGCGUUGUGGUCGCCGGCUCAGGGAAACGCCACCCCGUCGCCGAUAGUAUUUAAUUCAAAGCAUGCUCUACUUUUCCAUCUGCCAAGUGUAUCGCAAGGAAGUAGAAUGUCAAGAUUUACUGUACUAGUUCCUUCCACUAUUAUCAUAAAGAAUAUAAUUUAUUUUGUAUCCCGGACAAGAUCCAUCGACACUUCGGUGCUGACUGCAUGGUAGAUGGAGAAUGUAGAAUGGUGGAUGGAAUGUAAUACUACGCCGUGCUGGAAGAUGAACAGUAAGGGUAUGGAAGUCCUUUCCAUGUGUUUGGCAUCACGCCUUCCGAACAUUUUGCCUCCAUUGUAGUUUUAUAAUAAGAAUACGUGGCAGCCUCUCGGCUCACACCAUCAUUAUCCAUCUGUGUCUGUCAGUGUAUGAUCAAACUGAUCCGGAAUGAGGACUUGCCAGCAUUUUCACGCCUUCGUUUUCAAACUGCACAUGAAUGAUAAUGGAGAGAGAGAGAGAGAGAGAGAGAGAGAGAGAGAGAGAGAGAGAGAGAGAGAGAGAGAGAGAGAGAGAGAGAGAGA